GCUGGACACAACUCUUAUAGACUUUACCGACAUGAAGUGCCAACGAGGGGACCUGAGCUUCAUUUUCACAGGGGAUGCUGCACCCUCUGAGUCCUUUGUAGUCUUAGACAAUGAGCAAAAGGUUUACCAGCGAAUACAUCACGAGGAAUCGGAGAUGGAAACAGAAGAGGAGGUUGACAUCCUGAUGAGCAGUGACAUCUACUCUGCAACGUUAUCCACCAAAUCCAUCACCUUCACACGUGCCCAGACUGGGUGGCUCUUCAGGGAGGACAAGACAGAAAGAGUAGGAAACUUCUUGGCAGACUUCUACCUGGUGAAUGGCCUUGUAUUGGAAUCCCGGAAAAGAAGGGAACACCUGAGUGAGGAGGACAUCCUGCGGAACAAGGCCAUCAUGGAGAGCCUCAGCAAAGGAGGCAACUUAAUGGAGCAGAACUUUGAGCCUGUGCGCCGGCAGUCCCUCACCCCGCCGUCCCCCAACACCAUCACCUGGGAGGAGUACAUAUCUGCUGAGAAUGGCAAAGCUCCUCACCUGGGCAGGGAGCUGGUCUGCAAGGAGAGCAAGAAAACCUUCAAAGCCACGAUAGCUAUGAGCCAGGAAUUCCCCUUAGGAAUCGAAUCAUUGUUGAAUGUCUUAGAAGUCAUUGCACCCUUCAAGCACUUUAACAAACUUAGAGAAUUUGUUCAAAUGAAGCUCCCACCAGGCUUUCCUGUCAAACUAGAUAUUCCUGUCUUUCCCACCAUCACAGCCACUGUGACUUUCCAGGAGUUCCGAUACGACGAGUUUGCUGACUCCAUCUUCACAAUCCCCGAGGACUACAAGGAGGAUCCCAGUCGCUUCCCUGACCUCUAG
Molecule: messenger RNA, 850 nt
Organism: Acanthisitta chloris (rifleman)
Lineage: Eukaryota; Metazoa; Chordata; Aves; Passeriformes; Acanthisittidae
Gene: ANKRD13C
Product: ankyrin repeat domain 13C
Exons: 7
Cellular component (GO): cytoplasm
Source: RefSeq, a predicted model, not a curated record